CAACGUUCGCCGAACAACAACAACACUCUUGUGUAAGUGUCCCAGGUGAGCGGCGGUGUAGGAGUCUGACUCUGAGGUCUUCCUUCGUCGACAUGUCCGUGCUGCUCCGAGUCUGUGCGACGGCCCGCGCACAUCUCUUGUCCCGGGGUGCGGUGCCGGACUCCACCUGCGCCGUCUGGUCACGUCACGCCAGUGGAGCAGCGAAGGACAAAGAGCCGCUGAGGAAAGCCAAAACACCUCAGGGACGCUUCGACACACCUGAGGAGAAGAAGAGCGCUGACGUCCUGCAAAAAUUCCCAGAUGAUGUGAACCCCGUAACAAAAGAGAAAGGGGGCCCCAGGGGCCCUGAACCCACCCGUUAUGGAGACUGGGAGCGGAAGGGUCGCUGCGUGGACUUCUAGCCCGCAGCAGCAUGCAGUGCUGGCUGGUCUGGCUCCUGAGGUGAUGCUGGUGCUUCUGUGAGGCCCCCGUAUGUACAGAGGUGAAGAGGUGACUCUCGUGCCACUGCUGUGUCACAUGCUAGACUUCAUGCUGUGUUCCUCAUUAAAGCCUGUGGUGUUGGACUCACUUGAGUGCGUGUCUCUCCUGGAUGACAUUGUUAACAUGCGUGUCUAAAAGGAGUGUGUCUUCGUUCACACGUGUGGUACAGUCCACAAAACAUUUUCUUUCAUUCUCAUUUUAGUCAUUGAGUCUUGAUGACUACCCUUGGCCAGCAGAUGGCGGCAGAGAAAACGCCACCUGCUUUGUUUAUUUUUGUAAAAAAAAAUAUAUGUAAAAACAUAAAUGAAAAAGAAAACUUUGUUUACAUCAAUAUAUUUGGUUGACCUUUUGAAAUAUGUCCCAAACAUUCUUUCCUUCUGAAAAUAAACUCUCGGCUCCGACCAGCA
Synchiropus splendidus (mandarinfish) is the source of this 887-nucleotide messenger RNA. RefSeq names its product succinate dehydrogenase complex assembly factor 4 (gene sdhaf4). Gene Ontology annotation, cellular component: mitochondrion. The record is from RefSeq and is a predicted model, not a curated record. The transcript has 3 exons. Gene Ontology annotation, biological process: mitochondrial respiratory chain complex II assembly. Lineage: Eukaryota; Metazoa; Chordata; Actinopteri; Syngnathiformes; Callionymidae. The coding region runs from base 93 to 401 and encodes 102 amino acids.